CUUGAUAUCGAGCUCGAGAGAUGACAGUGGGGUAAGAAACAAAAAGCGGUAUCCACAACUUUUUUGAGGAUCAGGUGUUUGAGAGAGUUCUAUCGGGGUUCUGGAGCUGGUGUUUCAACAACAGCGAACUAUGAUUACUAUUCGAGGUUCUCUGGCGGGGCGACCUGCCCCGCAGAUGGUGACGACAACUGCGCUAUGUCGUGGUCGAUACGGUGCACCUCCAGUGGGCGACACGGUCGUGGUUCCUUGGUGUAGUGCUACACGAGAGGCAAGCGCGUGUGAAGGCCCAUCACGCAGCCCCUCUCGCUCUUCAGCCUCCUCGUCCAGCAGCUCCCGUUGUUCUAGAAGUGCAGCGAACAAAGGCUUAUAUUCCAAUGCCACCCCCACCCCCAGAACCGCGCUUGACGCCGACCGCAGCCUGCUGGCUGCACCUUCUGCGGCGGUAUCGAAGUUGUCGCGCCGCUACUACAAAAGUUUUUCGAAGCCCCCGCGCUCCACCACGCCACGAUGGGUCAAGCGACUGCUCUUGCUCAGCGAGAAGCUACGGCAGCCGAGCAGCACGAAGAUUGACCACUUCUCGGACGAUCCAGCGAAAUCCGCCGGCGCGCAGAACCAAGAGAAGCACAUCGACCGAUUGAAGCAGGUGGAUGUUUUCACGGAGGAGGAGUGCUACCCGUAUUGAAGGGGAAAAUGGGUUGGUGUCGACGUAGCGCAGCUGCAAAAACGAUAGAGUUAGAUAUUAUUCUUUUUACCAUUUUGCAGUACGUACGUAGAUCUCCUGGUGCUUCGGCGCUUCGAGGUUUAGGGUCGGAACGUUCUCAGCACUGCUGAAGCUUAAGAAGAAAGGGGCGUGCACGCCCUGGCCUUCAGUCUGCUCUGCCUUUUAUCUUUUUGACGAUCGCUUUACAAAUCCUCCUUCUUUGCUCUGCCUCUUGUUCCCCGGGCCCAACUGGCACCAAGCAGUUUUUUUUCCCCUCGGUUUAGGCUUAGGUAGGCCGCCACCGCCGCCGGCACGGGAUGGCUGUCGUCGCGACCGUCUCACGUUCGAUCUUCGCCUUCUCCUGCUGCACAAGUUCGAUCCGGAAAGGGUUUAGGUUAGGUUACAGGGUUUAGGAUAUCCACUUUUACCAUUUUGCAGUACACUAAUUACGAGACACAGGCUGCAGCGUAGACAACAUCAACUCCAACUCAUUUUUCUUCCUUGAACACCGACCCGAUGACAGUAGCAAGCACGUCCGAACGAUACAUCCGUUGCUUCAGAGCCAGCGCACCGGGCUGCUGGCGUACAAAAUGGGGAUGAUGAAUCUGUACGAUGAGUGGGGCCAGCGCCACGUGAUUACCGUGGCGAAGUGCGACCGACUUCGGGUGGUACAGAGCAAGACCAUCCAAUCGCACGGGUAUUCCGCGGUGCAAAUUGGGCUGGGGUACAAACCGGUGGAAAGACAACGCAAAACGGAGCUGGGGCAGUUCAUGAAAGCGGGCGUGGGCCCAAAGGACGAGCUGCACGAGUUCCGCGUUUCGCCCGACUGCGUCCUCCCCGUGGGGCAUGCACUUUCGGUGCGGCAUUUCGUUCCCGGGCAGUGGUGUUUUUUGUCCGGCAUAAGCCGCUCGCGUGGGUGGCAGGGCGUAAUGCGGCGGUGGAACUUUUCCGGGCAGAUGCGCGCGAACCACGAGAAACAGCACCGUGCAGCGGGUUCGGUGGGGGCGCAGGGCGACGGAAAAAUUUGGAAGGGAAAGAAAAAGGCAGGUCACAUGGGACCGGACCCAAGGGUCAUGAAUGUCAAAAUCUUCCGGAUCGACGCAAGGUAAAUUCUAAGAUGAAUACUUCUGCGGUUGAGUUUUUACAUAUGAGUCUACAACUUUUCAAGACUAAGAGAACUACCAGUUAUACUUUGCAAAACUCUACUUCGGUACCUGCACAUCAGAUCUUUAAGUAAUCGCCGGCGUGAUAAACGAAUAAACAAUGUCUUUAAACCACACAACAUUCCCUUCAGGCGGAACUUAUUGUUUCUGAAGGGCAACGCGCCUGGAAAGAUUGGAUCUGUGAUAUCAAAGUGAAAAAAGCCCCCACCCCAUAUCGGAAGUGGAAGACGCGCGAAUUUGUGAUGCUGUAUUUGAGUACACAAAUCGACUUGUAUUGCUAGAAGGCCAACAGACGAAGCUGCGGCCUAAAUUGCAGAUAAUCUGUCAUGCUGUUUCCCGCUUCCAGCUGCCUCCUGUCAUCCUGGAGCUGCAAGGCUUUCCCACGCUAGACAGCACUACAGUCCGCAUCUUUUGCCUUCUAGCAUCACAAAGCUGAUUUGUAACCACAAAUCUGCAUCACAGAUUUCCGUUUUGAUAUGGGGAGGGGGCAUUUUUCAUUGUAAUAUGUGAUCAAGAUUUCGGACGCGCGGGGAAAGACGAGAUUCAAGAAUGCGCACAUCCGGUUGCCGUACCCGACUUUUGUGCCCCAGACCGGGAUAUGCAUUGCAAAUAUGUCUGGGUCUGGAAGAAUGCAAGAUUUGUCAUGCUUGUCUGGCAUGCCUGAAGAGUUUGUGAUGCGUGUCCAAGAAGAGACCCCGCUGCCUGUCAUGCAAAACGCAGCUUGUCAUGCGGAAUGCGUAACACUAAGCAGCGCAAAUAUUUCUCAUGCUUGGCUGUGCAUUACAGAGAAUUUAUUACUCACAACUCAGCAACAUCACAAGUUUUCCAGAGCCAAACAUUUUUGCAUUUGAUUCGGGAUCGAAUACCCUGUCGUGGUCGACCAGCCAGUCAGGCAAUACGAUCCAUUUCUCUUCCCGGAUCGCCCGAUCUACCAGCCUUGGGACUAGAAAUGAUGGAAGCGUGGUGCUGAGCCUUCAUCAAGCACGACUUCCUUGUGCAUCAAACUGGAAAGGAGUUUACUGAUGUAGCGAGGUGAUCAUGCGGAACAGAGCACAAAAAUGCGAACUCGAACGCCUACGCAGUUGCGGUUGUGCAUCUGUCUUUCAUUUUCGUCUGGUGGAGCAGUUGACGGUAAAGGCAUCGAAUCGCGGCACAGCAAGUGUCCUUGCGAGGUCCCAAU
Messenger RNA from Amoebophrya sp. A120, 3043 nucleotides. The record is from the annotation of a GenBank genome assembly. NCBI's taxonomy places the organism in Eukaryota, Dinophyceae, Syndiniales, Amoebophryaceae.